Messenger RNA from Bacillus rossius redtenbacheri, 2982 nucleotides. RefSeq lists its product as uncharacterized. The record is from RefSeq and is a predicted model, not a curated record. The transcript is spliced from 6 exons. The coding region runs from base 666 to 1757 and encodes 363 amino acids. NCBI's taxonomy places the organism in Eukaryota, Metazoa, Arthropoda, Insecta, Phasmatodea, Bacillidae.
GUUGUUUUUAAUUGCAGUUUUAUUUGCGUCGGGUCGUAGUAUGCCAUUUUUGAACAUUUUUUUAAAAAAUUUAGUUCCUCUUUUUUAUCUAGGCUAUGAUCAUAAGAACCAAACACGUAAACAUGCAGUUGCAGAUAGAGAAUGUAGCUGAAAAUUAGAUUGUGUAUAUUCAUAUUAUUAUAAUUCUCGGCAAAUGCAACGCCACCUUGAAUGUUUAAUGUUAAGGUUGAAUGACCUAAUACUUCGUGUCAACCAUUCAGCUUGCCGCGCAAUUUACAAUAACACUUCACACACUUGUCAUUAUUUUUCACCUCUUAGCUACGAAAUAACACGAUCAAACGUGCCCAGCUCAUGGUAUUAUCCAGAUGUUACUUUCCGUUUCUGUAUAAAUCCAUGUUCACUAUAAAUUGUCCCAAACUUUUUUUUUUUUUUAACGGUACGUUGUAAUACAGCACUCACCGACCCCAGAGGAAGGUGAUGAGAAUGUGCGGUACAUCAUCGUGGAUCCUGGGGCCCUGUCUGACGAGUCGCAGAGCUCGAAGAAGCGGCCCUGCUGGGAGUUCUGGGAGACCAAGACGCUCCUGGGCAUCGUGAAGGAGCUGAGUGAUGCCUCACCCGGCGGCAAGGCACAACUCGAUGAGAACUUCUUCCUGGUGGAACAGGAGAUGCGCAAGCGCGGCGUGGAACGUUGGGACGGCGGCCAGAUCCAGCAGAAGUGGCGCAGCCUGCGCAAGGACUGGCUCAGCGCGCGCAGGGGCAGCUACAGGAACGGCACUGCGAAGACUGUGAGCGAGUUUCAGGAUGAGCUGGACGAGCUGCUUGGCACACCGGAGUCCCACUGCUCGCUGUCUGGCGCUGACACCUCCGGGGACGAGAUCACGGGCUACGACAUGGAGAGCCUGGAGCCCCGGGAUCACGUGGCCGUGGUCCUCGACAACGAAGACAAGAGAUCCCGCAUGGUGACGAGACGCUCCUCCGGGUCCUACCCGGGACAGAAGGACGCGCAAGGGAGUCCGCCCGGCACGAAGCCGUCCACGUCCAGCGACGACGGCCGGGACGCCGACUUCACGCCCGGCCCGGUCAAGGCCAAGAAACUGAAGAUGAGAGACGCCGCACAGCACGCCAAGAAGGACCUGUUCAUCUGGCCGCACGGAGGUGUGCUCCUGCUCUUGAAGGAGUACAAGAAGGUGGAGCACGAGUUUGCACUGGGCAAGCGCCACAACAAGAUCUGGGACGACAUUGCCAAGGCCAUCUGCUCGGUCAACAGGGACCUGAAGGUGACCGGUUGCCAGUGCCAGCAGAAGAUAAGCGGCCUGAAGCGUACCUACUACAGCCUCAAGGAGCAGCGGUCCUCCGGCAGCGACAAGAUAUCGUGGCCUUACUACAAUAUUGUGGACAAGAUAUUUGGCAACAAAGGCCCUGCCCAGAGCCGCUGCAGAAUGCCCAGGAAGAGUCACGCUCCACAGCAGUCGAAACAUUCCGUUACGUCUUCUUCCAGUGACGAGGGAAAUGAUCCUGGAACGUCGACGAAGAAGGUUGGCGUGAAGGUGGUGGUGGAGCAGUACCUGCAGGAGGUGAAGAAGCAGCGUGAAUUGGCGCGGCUCAGGCGCGAGAGGCGCGCUGAGGAGAAGGAACAUCGAAAACUGGACAUGCAGCGUCAGAAGCUGGAGCAAAGACGCCGCAUGCAUGAUGAGCGCAUCACCAUGCAGAGGGCAGCCCUCGACAUCCUCAAGCAGAUCCUGGCCAAGAACCAGUAGCGCUUUGCCCUGUCACCGCUUGCACGAGUGCAUCACCAUGCAGAGGGCAGCACUCGACAUCCUCAAGCAGAUACUGGCAAGAACCAGUUGCGCUCUGCCGUGUCAACGCUUGCACGAGUGCAUCACCAUGCAGAGGGCAGCACUCGACAUCCUCAAGCAGAUACUGGCAAGAACCAGUAGCGCACUGUCAUGUCAUUGUUUGCACGACAAGUGCUUCACCAUGCAGAGGGCAGCACUCGACAUCCUCAAGCAGAUACUGGCAAGAACCAGUUGCGGUCUGCCGUGUCAACGUUUGCACGAGUGCAUCACCAUGCAGAGGGCAGCACUCGACAUCCUCAAGCAGAUACUGGCAAGAACCAGUUGCGCUCUGCCGUGUCAACGCUUGCACGAGUGCAUCACCAUGCAGAGGGCAGCACUCGACAUCCUCAAGCAGAUACUGGCAAGAACCAGUAGCGCUCUGUCAUGUCAUCGUUUGCACGACAAGUGCUUCACCAUGCAGAGGGCAGCACUUGACAUCCUCAAGCAGAUACUGGCAAGAACCGGUUGCGCUCUGCCGUGUCAACGCUUGCACGAGUGCAUCACCAUGCAGAGGGCAGCACUCGACAUCCUCAAGCAGAUACUGGCAAGAACCAGUUGCGCUCUGCCGUGUCAUCGAUUGCACGACGAGUGCUUCACCAUGCAGAGGGCAGCACUUGACAUCCUCAAGCAGAUACGGCAAGAACCAGUAGCGCUCUGUCACAUGUUACGUUGCCCCUUCGUUUUUGUUUCGUGGACUUUCGUAAAUCUCUCUGUAAGUUUUAUAUAUAAAGUAAUCGGCUUGGAGAACCUAGUUGUCAUGAAAUUUGUUUCGCCAAUGCUUUUUUGAAUCUCUAUUAAGUGCCAUCAGUAGGGUUUCAUAAUUUUUUGUAAUGAAAUUAUGGUUGUAAUGAGCUGCUAUCAAAUCAAAACAGAAUAAAUCUUUCCUACGUUUGUAGGCUGUGUUGAACUCUAUAAGAAAGUCAAAAUUUGGUUUGUUUUUUAUUCUUGCAUAUGUUAGUCUGAAAUUUAAGGAGAGAAAUGUAAAUAGAGAAAUUUCAUAGACAGUUUAUUUGGAAGGCUGCAGAAUAUAUGUAUCAUGCUUAAAUGAUAUUAUGACUUCAGCCACAGUUAUAUGUGAACUGAUGUUGUAGCUAUUAAGUAUUUUUGCUAGCUUUAAAAGUGAUUAAAUGCCUUUUGGUACUAAAAA